This is a messenger RNA of Camponotus floridanus (Florida carpenter ant), 1805 nucleotides long. Its product is annotated as zinc finger matrin-type protein 3. Gene Ontology annotation, molecular function: nucleic acid binding; zinc ion binding. The transcript has 7 exons. NCBI's taxonomy places the organism in Eukaryota, Metazoa, Arthropoda, Insecta, Hymenoptera, Formicidae. The coding region runs from base 147 to 1595 and encodes 482 amino acids. The record is from RefSeq and is a predicted model, not a curated record.
AGUGAGUGCGAGACGACGACGCGCCGACAGCUGACUUGCUCGAGCGCGACGGAGUCACAGUGUCAUCGUGAACCGCGCCGCGAGCCCGUCAAGCCUCUGGCCGGACGGAGAUAGUUAUCGCUCGAACAUAAAAUUUCGCGGAGGAGAUGUCCAGCGCCAAGAUCAUAGAGAAUCCAGAAGUACCGGGAUUCGAAUGUUUUCUGCCACCGCCACCGCCACCGCCGCCACCGCCGCCUCCCCCGCCACCGCCACAGCCUUCUUCUUGUUUGAAUAAACCCUUGGACAACAACAAUGGGCACUCGACAACGACGCAACAGCAACGAACGACGAGCGAGAACGUGAUGACCGCUGCAACAGCACCGAUAGCGACCGGCAACGACGGGGUUCCUUCGACCCUUGGUACGUUCCCGAAUGUACUCCCUGUGCCAUCGAGUCCGUACAUGCUGCAUCCGACGAUGCAACCGCAAACUCCCGGACAGACGUCAACCCCAACCCCAUGGUGGAUACCCACCGACAACGAUACCUCGGACAUUUACGCCCAAUGGUACGAUCCGACCUAUAAGGGUGCAUCAGCCGCGACAACGGUCUCCCCCGUGGCGACACCAGCUAUUGGGAAAAACAAGAGCAAGAAUUUUUACAAACGCAAGAACGAGUUUAUCGAUCCCGCACAGGAUGCAGAAAAAGUGGCGAGUGCGCAGAGGGAAUUGUCGGGACUGAUGAAACCGCUCAAAUGUGAUCUGUGCAAUGCAGUCAUGAACUCCACGUUGCAAGCGAAAUUGCACUAUGACGGCAAGCCGCAUCAGAAAAAAGUAUCCAUGUUUCUCAAUCAGAGCGUUAAAAAACAGAAAACGGAAGAUGGCCAAGUGAGCAGUACGACCAAUAACGACUGGCAAAACUACUGUGAUAUAUGCAAAACGUGGUUCACUUCGCAAACAGACGCCACGCAACACUACGCGGGCAAAAAGCAUAUUAGAGCAGCAAACGGUGGGCCACGUGCAAGGCCCUCGAAAAAGUCGCAGAAUCAAAAUCAAUACAAUCAGGUGGAUUCGACGGGUCGCUUCGGAAUUGGAAUAGCUUUCCAGGCGGACACGCCCGCACCGGCCGCGGCACCGCCAGUGGUGACAGAAACCGCCGCGACGCCAAGUCCAGCGGCUGCAUCCAUCUUUGCAGCAUCAUCGUAUCUCACACCGUUGCGUUGCGAUUUGUGUGGAGUUUCGGCCAACCGUCAGGAUCAACUAGAGACGCACAAACGCGGAGCCCGACAUUUAAGGAUGUUAAGGCUCAAUGGACUCGCUGUGCCUGAAACCGGUAAUAUCCGUGAACGAGAUACAUAUAUAUUGCGCGAUAAUUUGUUGAAGCUUCUUAUUCCAAUUUCAGUUGAAAACGAAAACGUGUCCAACGUCUCGGAAUCUAUAGAUUAUUCUAUUUAUCGGACACCAUCGGGUCAAUAUUACUGUGCACCGUGCAACCUAUCAUUGAAUUCGGAGACUACGUUUGCUCAACAUGUAGAAAGCAAGAAACAUAAAAAUCAGUCUAAUCCAAAGUUGCCCAAUGCCGUAGUAGCGGCAAAAAAAGCUAGAUUCAAGAAAAAAUAAAACCGAUAAUUACUUUUUAAUGCAAUAAUGCAUAGUAUUCCCCAGUUCCAUUUCUUUAAUCAAAACCUUGAUUAUGCUUUUGUUUUCAUGUAUGCGUGUGUUUUUAUGGAUUUGUCACAUGGAUUUGUAUGAUAAGAAGACGACCUUCGUUUGAAAUGUUUGAAAUGUUAAAAAUGCAAUAAACUGUGAUAAACUGUUAAACAUUGAAGU